CAAAGCAAACAUCAUCUGUCACUUCUGGCACAAUCCGUCAACAAAAUUCAACAAGUUUUUGGAUUUCCUUUAAAGAAUGUGGUUUUGUUAUAUCUUGCUUGCCAUUGCAGCAGUCGAUGGAGGUNUACCGACGAAGAACAACAGGGUUUAGCAAAGCACAAUGAAUUCCGACAAGUACAUGAAGCUGCUGCUAUGACACUGGACAGACAAAUGUGUGAUGAGGCGAAACAGUACGCUCAGACGCUUGCAGUUAUGGGUAGCCUGGUACAUUCGCCGGGCAGAGACAGAGGUGGACAGGGAGAGAAUCUUGCCGUGGGAUGUUCAACAGACGCUCCACAAACCAUAGAGCAAGCCGUGACAAAUUGGUACAACGAGGUCUGUCUUCCAGGAUAUAGCUUUUAUACCCCCUCCUUCAGCGGUGGGACAGGCCAUUUCACUCAGGUAGUGUGGAAAGAAAGCAUUUUUCUUGGUAUUGGACAAGCUUCAGGGGAGAAAAACGGCAUGAAAUGUACUUAUACUGUGGCUAGAUAUAAACCGGCUGGGAACAUUUUCGGAGAGUUUUCCGAAAAUGUGCCAAAAGGAAACUUUGAUAAGGAAAGCUAUUGUGCAUCAGUUAAGAGACAUACCGUCUUGGACAAGCACGGAAAGGCAGCUUUGCUCAACGAUUCAAAUGCCACAAUGGGGUCGGCCGAACUUCGCGGCCAAUACGAGGAACAAUGA
Messenger RNA from Pocillopora damicornis (cauliflower coral), 720 nucleotides. Its product is annotated as Golgi-associated plant pathogenesis-related protein 1-like. The record is from RefSeq and is a predicted model, not a curated record. Lineage: Eukaryota; Metazoa; Cnidaria; Anthozoa; Scleractinia; Pocilloporidae. Gene Ontology annotation, cellular component: extracellular region.